Messenger RNA from Closterium sp. Naga37s-1, 630 nucleotides. Lineage: Eukaryota; Viridiplantae; Streptophyta; Zygnematophyceae; Desmidiales; Closteriaceae. The record is from the annotation of a GenBank genome assembly.
AUGGACGAAGGUCGGAGGCUAGCCCCACCGGGAAGCAUUCCUCCGCCGGAUGAGCGCGUUAUACCCGCGUCACGGCGACCGGACGGAACGCUGCGGAAGGAGAUUCGUGUGCGCGCGGGAUACGUUGCGCAGGAGGAGGUGGCGACCUACGUGGCCCGCGGAUCACGUCCCAAGGGAGGUGGCCCGGAGCUUCCUCCCGGUAUGGAUCCUGAACUGGCUGCGGAGAUGCAAAAGAAGAAAGCAGCUGCAGCAAAGAAGAAGAAAAAGGCUCAGGGAGUUGGAGGAGGUGUCAGUUCGGCUGGUGGUAUCUCCAACAGGCGAAAUUCAGUCCAACAGGAAGCUAACAGCCAGCUUGCAGAGGCUAUGGAUGACCUCACUGUAUCCAGAGCAAAUAAGCAUGAAGGAGGUGCAGAUAGCAGAGCAGAAGCAACUCAGUCUGGAUCGAAUGGUUCAGUUUGUGGUAAAGCCGAGAUCGAAAAGAAGAUACGUGCACUGAAGAAAAAGAUUCGCCAGGCAGAGGCACUGGAAUCUGCUGAAAAUCUGUCUUCUGAGCAAGUGGAGAAGCUUAAAAAGCUUCCGGAUUGGCGCUCAGAGGUUGAAGCAAUGGAGCAACAGUUAGCCAGCAUCUAG